Messenger RNA from Cornus florida, 1508 nucleotides. RefSeq names its product branched-chain-amino-acid aminotransferase 2, chloroplastic. The record is from RefSeq and is a predicted model, not a curated record. Lineage: Eukaryota; Viridiplantae; Streptophyta; Magnoliopsida; Cornales; Cornaceae. Gene Ontology annotation, molecular function: branched-chain-amino-acid:2-oxoglutarate transaminase activity. The transcript has 10 exons. The coding region runs from base 143 to 1327 and encodes 394 amino acids. Gene Ontology annotation, biological process: branched-chain amino acid metabolic process.
CAUGUAUCUAUCUAUACAUUUAUAGUUUUAUCUUCAAUAAGUUCUGAAAUCAUUUGUAAUAUUUUGUUUUCUUUUAGCCAAUUUGAAAUUUGGUGGUAAUUAUCACAGUCUGGUUUGUCUCAAGAUUCCAAUAAGAGCAACAAUGAUUCAGAGGAGUGUCUGCAGCCUUGGCAAUUUGAUCCAAUCUUCAAGUAUAUGUUCUGUAAAAAAGCUUGGAGCUUACCAAUUUUUCACAUCUCAAGCUGCAUCUUCUCUACAACAAGUGUGUGAAACAUCUCCUUACAGUAAUGCCAGUGACAACGAGUACGCUGAUAUUGAUUGGAGUAACCUCGGAUUUGGUCUGAUGCCAACUGAUUACAUGUACACCAUGAAAUGUUCUGAUGACCAGAUAUUCGAACAAGGCCAAGUUAGCCGCUAUGGAAACAUCGAGUUGAGCCCUUCUGCCGGAGUCUUAAACUAUGGGCAGGGACUGUUUGAAGGUACAAAAGCAUAUAGGAGAGAUGAUGGAGGCCUCUUCCUCUUCCGGCCGGAUCAGAAUGCCAUCCGUAUGCAAAUUGGUGCCGAAAGAAUGUGCAUGCCAUCACCCUCUAUCCAGCAAUUUGUCGAUGCUGUCAAGCAAACCGCCAUUGCUAACAAGCGUUGGAUUCCUCCACCAGGCAAAGGGUCUCUCUACAUUAGGCCUCUGCUAAUGGGAAGUGGUCCUAUAUUGGGUUUGGCUCCGGCACCUGAAUACACAUUUCUUGUAUAUGCGUCCCCUGUUGGCAACUACUUCAAGGAAGGUUUGGCACCGUUGAAUUUAUACGUGGAGGAUGAAUUCCAUCGCGCUUCUCGUGGUGGAGCUGGAGGUGUCAAAACCAUUGCCAAUUAUGCCCCGGCUUUGAAGGCAUUAACUAGGGCAAGGAGCAGAGGAUUCUCUGAUGUCUUGUACCUUGAUGCAUUGAAUAAAAAGAACCUCGAGGAGGCCAGUUCUUGUAACAUUUUUGUGGUGAAGGGUAAUAUUAUUUCAACUCCGGCAACCAAUGGAACUAUUCUUGAAGGAGUCACUCGAAAAACCAUCAUCGACGUUGCCCGUGAUCUAGGGUACCAGGUUGAGGAAUGUUGUAUUCCAGUGGAGGAAUUGAUGGAUGCAGAUGAAGUUUUCUGUACAGGAACUGCUGUUGGUGUUGCUCCUGUUGGUAGUAUUACAUAUCAGAACAGAAGGGUUGAAUAUAAAAUGGGCACUCGAAUGAUGAGCAAAGAACUGUACUCAACACUUGUAGAUAUCCAAACAGGUCACAUUGAGGACAAGAGGGGCUGGAUUGUUGAAAUUGACUCACCUCUUGUUUAAUUUCAAUUGCGGAACCAAAAUAUGUACAGAAGUAGUAUGUUUUACUGGUUUCUGCAAUUGUAAAUGGUGAUGGUGUUGUCAUUGAUUGGAUGAUUGAUUUGUAAAAUGAACAAUGCGUCAUUUAAUGUUGAUGUUUAUCAUUUAUCUAUAUGAGAAACUGCGUGAUUCUGGCUUGGAGUUA